Molecule: messenger RNA, 7277 nt
Organism: Vigna angularis (adzuki bean)
Lineage: Eukaryota; Viridiplantae; Streptophyta; Magnoliopsida; Fabales; Fabaceae
Exons: 5
Coding region: 172-2310 (712 amino acids)
Source: RefSeq, a predicted model, not a curated record
AAAGUUCAUUCCAUUUCACAAAUUGGGGUAUCAAUUUAGGUAUUUAGGGUUUAAUCGAAGUUGACCUUGAGAAAGUGUGCAGUUGUCGUCGUCAUCGGAGUAUUGGGACCUUCUUUAGUUGCAAUCUGGAGUGGACAGGUGUAAAAAUACUUAUAUAUAGUGUUUUGCAUCAUGGACGAGGAUAUUGAGGUUGUCUUUCACCAUCGAGGGAAAUUAGUUAAUGAUGGGAAGCUUAAGUAUGAAGGGGGGGAGACAUCUAGGUUUAUGUUUGACCCAGAUGUUUGGAGUUAUUUCGUGGUUGUUAGUGUAGUGAAAUCUUUGGGAUACCAUGGGCUUAAAGAUAUGUGGUACUCUAUAGGAGGGGCUUCAGUGUUGGAGGAUAAGUUAGAGCCUCUGUGUGAUGACACUGGUGCCCUGCAUAUGGUUAAUUUAGCUAGGCUGAAUGGUGAGGUGCAUGUGUUUUUGAUACACCCUGUUUCUGAACCCGAUGUCAUACAUAUGCUAGAAUAUGUUGGUAAUGACGAAGGACAAGUUGAAGAGAGGGGUGAUGUUGAUUGUGAAGAAGUGGAAGUUGAUGCUGUUAUGGAGGAAGAGGUUGUUAGAGUUGAAGAAGUUGGUGGUGUGUUGGAAGAGAUGGGUAAUGUUGAUGGUGAAGAACAAGAGAUGGGUGAACAAGUGUUAGUUGAGGCUGUUAUGGAGGAAGAGGUUGUUAGUGUUGAAGAAGUUUGUGGUGUGUCGGAAGAGAUGGGUGAACAAGUGGAAGUUGAGGCUGUUAUGGAGGAAAAGGUUGAUGGAGUUGAAGAAGUUUGUGGUGUGUUGGAAGAGAUUGGUGAACAAGUGGAAGUUGAGGCUGCUAUGGAGGAAGAGGUUGAUGGAGUUGAAGAAGUUUGUGGUGUGUUGGAAGAGAUGGGUGAACAAGUGGAAGUUGAGGCUGUUAUGGAGGAAGAGGUUGAUGGAGUUGAAGAAGAGAAUGAAGUUGAAGGUUAUGUGGAAAUCCAAAGCUGGAAUUCCUCUUUUGAGAAUGGUAGUGGUGAUGGAAAUAAUGAGUGCUUGGAGGGGCUUGUUGAUGUCAAUGUUGGUUGUGAUAUAGAUGAUGAUAUACAUGCAGAUUUUGAGGGAAAUGUGGAAGUGGAAGUCCAAAGUAUGUCAAAUGACUCUAGUGAACCAUGUUCUAGUGUGAGUUCUGAUAGCAUGUUUGAUGUUAACGUGGAGGGUGGGAAUGAUAGAGGUUUGUCAGAUGAUGAGUGGGAAUCUGAACAAUUAAUUAGUGGAGCAGAAAGUGAUGAAGACGAUACCGAUGUAGAGGGUUAUGGGACUUUUGCAACAUUCGUCUUGCCAAAAAGUGUGGUUGACUUUAAGUGGGAAGUUGGGACAUAUUUUGCUGAAAAGCAAGACAUUUUGGAGGCUAUAAAAAGUUAUGCGUUGGAUAAUGGAAGAAAUAUUAAGUUUGUUAAGAAUGAUAAACAAAGAAUGAGGUUCAAGUGUGUGGGUGCAAAAGGUAAAUUCCCUUGGAGGUUAUAUUGUGGCUAUAUGAAGGCAGUGAAAACAUGGCAAUUGAGAACAAUGCUGGACAACCAUACCUGCAGCAGGGAAUUCAACCUUAAAUUAAUUGAUGCCAAGUGGUUGAGCAAGAAGAUACAAAAAACUAUUAGAGAUAAUCCUACAGUUAAGGGUGUGGAUAUAAGGGAAAAAGUUCAAAGGAAAUGGAACAUUGGUAUUUCAAGGUGUAUGGCCUAUAGGGCCAAAAACAUAGCAACAGAGCAAAUUGAUGGCUCUUUCAAAGAAAAGUAUAAAAGGUUAUAUGAUUAUGCCCAUGAGUUGGUGGCCAAAAAUCCAGGAUCAACAGUGAAACUAAAGGUUGAGGAUGUGGGGGGUAAAGUCAUUUUCAAGAGAUUCUAUGUAUGUUUAAAGGCUUGCAAAGACAGUUUUAUGUCAUGCAGGCCAAUUAUUGGUUUAGAUGGAGCAUUUUUGAAAGGUAAGUACGGUGGUGAGUUGUUAACAGCUGUGGGCCGAGAUGGGAAUGAGCAGAUGUUGCCAAUUGCAUACUGUGUUGUUGAAGUUGACAACAAGGAUUCAUGGAGGUGGUUCUUGGAACUGUUGGUAGAUGACCUUGGAGGGGCUGAACUUUGUUUUUCAUUUACCUUUAUAUCAGACCAACAAAAGGGUCUACUUCAUGCAAUAGAUGAAUUGCUUCCUUUAGUUGACCAAAGGUUUUGUGUGAGACAUAUGUAUGCCAACUUCAGGAAGAAAUAUCCUGGUAAAAAUCUUAAGCGUUUAAUGUGGAGGGCAGCUACAGCCACACAUCCAUAAACCUGGGAGAUGGAAAUGAGAAACAUAAGAGCAAUGAACGAAGAUGCUUAUAAGCAUUUGAUUGCCAUCCCUCCAAGAUAUUGGUCAAGAUCAAGGUUCACUAAAAGAGCUAAAUCUGACACCUUAGUAAACAAUAUGAGUGAGGGCUUCAACAGUGUCCUCCUUUCUGCCAGGAGUAAACCCAUAAUUACUUUGUUGGAGACGAUACGGCUUUACCUCAUGCAAAGAUGGGCCAAGAACAGGUCAAGCAUAUCAUCAUUUACUGGAUCCAUUUGUCCCAAGAUCCUAUCCAGAUUUAGAAAGGAAUCUCAGUUAACUAAAAAUUGGAUUCCUAGUUGGUCAGGCAACAAGCUAUUUGAAGUUCGUCACAUGUCUAACAAUGGAGAUAAGUUCGUAGUCAACAUAGAUGACUCCUCAUGCACAUGCAGAACUUGGAUGAUGACUGGAAUCCCCUGUUGUCAUUCAUUGGCUGCAAUGAAGUUCCUCAACAUUGAUGGAGAACAAUUUAUUGACUCUUGCUACAUGAAGUCCAGAUAUAAGGAGACAUAUUCAACAAUUAUAUAUCCCUUAAAUGGAGCCAACAUGUGGAACAUUACUCCAUAUCCUGAUGUGUCUCCACCACACAAAAGAGUAUUGCUUGGAAGACCAAAGAGAAAACGAAGACUAGAGCAAUGGGAAAUGAGGAAGGAUGAAUCAAGAAUGACCAAAUCUGGCUUGCGGAAGAGAUGUGGCAUAUGUAGAGAACAUGGCCAUAACAGAACUCGUUGCCCAUCAGCAACCCAAGCAGUUCCUGAUGUACUGGGCACAGUUCCUGCUUGGGUUGCUGAUGUACUGGGCACAGUUCCUGCUUGGGUUGCUGAUGGGCAACGAGUUCUGUUAUGGCCAUGUUCUCUACAUAUGCCACAUCUCUUCCGCAAGCCAGAUUUGGUCAUUCUUGAUUCAUCCUUCCUCAUUUCCCAUUGCUCUAGUCUUCGUUUUCUCUUUGGUCUUCCAAGCAAUACUCUUUUGUGUGGUGGAGACACAUCAGGUUAUAGAGUAAUGUUCCACAUGUUGGCUCCAUUUAAGGGAUAUAUAAUUGUUGAAUAUGUCUCCUCAUAUCUGGACUUCAUGUAGCAAGAGUCAAUAAAUUGUUCUCCAUCAAUGUUGAGGAACUUCAUUGCAGCCAAUGAAUGACAACAGGGGAUUCCAGUCAUCAUCCAAGUUCUGCAUGUACAUGAGGAGUCAUCUAUGUUGACUACGAACCAUUUUUCAUUUUUCUAGCAACUGUGUAUAGCUUUCUAAAACUCGAUCCUUUCUUGACAAAGCAUCAUAUAUUAUAAAGCAAGUCUGUAGCUUGCUAAGUUUAACUGAGUACUCCAUUACAAAGCACAAACUCCUUAUUCACCACAAUAAAUCCGAAACAUAAGAAAAAAACACAGACACAAACACAAAGAGGGCAGAUCAUAGUACAAGAUUUAUUUGUUUUAGCAUCAUUAGAUCAACUAUCCGAUCCACCUUAAAGACCUGUACCUUUGUCCUUUAUGAUGUUCAUAAAGGAAACCAAGUUGAGGAACAAGCAUGUAAAGUAGGUCAUCCACAUGCUUCCAAUACAAAAGCCUCCAACAGUUAAAAAAAAUAAGGGGGAGGAUAACAAUUCCAAAGCCAAAGAUAAAUCCCAGUUCCACACUUAAGAAACUCCAGUCAAUUGAUCCAUGCAUUUCAUAUACUGGUGUUGGAGAUGAAUGUCCCCCACUAUCACUGCUGCAAUCUCUUAGUGGUGGCCCACAUAAUCCUUCAUUGCCUUCAAAAGAACUCGUAUCAAAUGUUUGCAUUUGAGCACCUGUGGGAAUUUCCCCCCACAAAUGGUUAAGUGAGAGAUUCAAGUAUGCUAGAAAGUUUAAACCAGCAAACUCAGAAGGGAUUUUUCCGCUCAACCUAUUGUUUGACAAGUCCAAGGAUUCUAUAUUCAUCAAAUUUCCAAUUGAUGAGGGGAUGUGGCUUGAGAAAGUAUUAUGUGACAAGUUAAGAACAUUCAGUGCACUCAAAUUCACAAGUUCUUGAGGUAUUGGACCUUCAAAAUGGUUGGAGGAGAGAUCCAAGGAAGCAAAGAUAGUGGGAAUUUUGAGCAACUUCAUUUGCAAAGCUUUGUCCACAACUGUAACUGAAUCCAAGUAGCGACCUCCAUAUUCGUUUGUAACGCUAUAAUAAUUAAAUAUGUGGACAAGCACAUCAUAAGGUUCAGUUUCCAACAAUCCGUACAAUUUUAUUACUAGAAAUUUGUUGACACACGACGACAAAUUAUUGUAAACCAUGAUGUCACCAUCAUCAAACAUAUCAAAAAAUAGAUUCCCGUACUUCUCAUGGGAUUUGGUAUCACGUCGCAUCAUUUGUUUCAAGCUUCUCAAAACUGGUCCAGGGAGAAUACCAGUGAAGUUAUUGAAGGCUAGAUCAACAAUGUGGAGCAUCUCCCAAUUGCUAGUGCUACGUGGGCAUGCAAUAGGACCAUUGAGUUUGUUUGACCUCAAAAUCAGCACUCGCAGGGUGGAAAUUUUCAUCAAGAAGCAAGGAAAUCUAUCGUCAAACAUAUUGUUUCCAAGAUUUAAGACUUGUAGACUCUUGCAAUUUGCAAGUGUGCUUGGGAUAACACCUUCCAAGAGAUUUCCAUUGAGAUUGAGGAAUCUUAAACUGCAUGAACUUGAAAUGGUGUCAGAAACAUAAUCCUGGAGUUUGUUUUGAGCAAGAUUUAGUACUCGGAGGGUACUGUUCCUUCUCAUCAAGCACUUGGGGAUGAGACCAUUGAAGCGAUUAUAAGAAAGAUCAAGUAACCGGAGAGAAGACAGAUUACAAAAGGACUUAGGGAUUUUUCCUUGAAAGUUGUUAUUUGAAAGGGAGAAAAAGUAUACAAAAGGAACAUGCUUAUCCAGGUCGAGUGGGGCACCAAUGAAACUAUUGUUUGAGUAGUCCAAAUGGACCGCAAAUUUUGUGAAAGUGGGAACUAAUCCAGUAAGUUUAUUGGAAUGAAGAUCAAGAAUGAAUAGGUUGGAAUUCAGAUCAUGAAAGGGUCCUUCCAUAUUUGUGAGAAAAUUGUUGGAAAGGUUUAAAUAAACCAGAGAUUGAAAUCUCCAAAUCCAGUUUGGUAUUUCUCCUUGAAUCUGGUUGUUGGAUAGGUCUAAAGCAUUUAUUUGGUUUUGGUUUCUCAAGAACCCCGGAAAUUCUCCUAAAUUGCAAGCACCCAAAAAUAAAUAUUUCAUGCUCGGAAGGGAUGAAAUGGCAUGAUCAUCAUUAAGAGUUGCAUCAACUGAUAAUUUAUUGUGAGAAAGACCUAAUGUAUGCAAAUUUUGAAGCCCUUGAACCACAUCAAGCCGCAUGGUGCCAUUGAAUUCAUUGUCAGAAAGUUGUAGGAAACGAAGUCCUUUAAUAUGAAAGAGAGAUACGGGAAUAGGGCCAUUCAAUCUAUUGCUGCUCAAGUCAAUCAACUCUAAUUUUGAGGAAGAAGCAUUGGUAAGUUCAUAUAAUAAACCAUUAAGUCCAUUAUGAGAAAGUGUAAGCUCUUGCAAAGAUAGAAGUGUAAAAAGAGACAUUGGAAUGUUUCCACUAAGGUAAUUAUCUCCUAAAUUGAUAUAGAGGAGAUUUUCAAGUCCCUCAAAAUGAGUUGUAGUAAUAACUCCUGUCAGAUUAUUGUUCGAGAUUGAUAAAUAUCUGAGAUUUUUUACCAUCUUGAAAGAGGGAAGCGGACCAGUAAACCUAUUAAAAGACAAGUCCAAUUGAACAAGCUGAGUAAGAUUUGAAAUAGAACCUGGUAACUUACCAGAGAAAUCUGUCUUACUAAGAUUCAUGGUGUGAAGAGCAGCAUGUGGUAAGAAGUUUGGCAAAACUCCAUGAAGAUCCUUGUUGUUUGAUAUAUCAAGAACCUUUAGGGUUUGAAGUUGAAAGAUGCCCUUUGGAAAGAGACCAUUCAGCGAGCAACUGCUGAUCUCUAAGACAUUCAAAUUGGAGAAAUUUGCAAAGAAUUCUGGCACCGAACUUGAGAUGUCAUUCAGACUCAAUCUAACUAUUGCGAGUUUCUCAAGUGUUGCUAGCGAAGAAUCAAUUGGUCCAGAGAUAUUGCAUGAUGACAUACUCAACACUUCAAGAUUUUGAAGAGAAGAUAGAGCAUGACACCACUCCUUUCCCUCAGCAGAUACCAUUACACCAUCAAGGUAUAGUUCUGUGAUUUUUGCAAGAUUCUGCAAAAACAUUGCAAUAUUUGGAUUCUGGAGUUUAAGAAUAGGUUGUGAGGUAAGUGGUGUUGACAAGUCAAGUGUUGUCAAAUCUGUCAGAUGAGAAAUCUCAUUUGGAAUCUGGCCAUGAAAUCCAGCAUUUGAUAAAUUCAAAUACCUCAAACUCUUUAGCUUGCCGAAGUUCACAGGAAUGGAAGAAUUGAAAUCAUUGUAAGCCAGAUUCAACCUCUGCAAAUAUUCCAGUUCAAAGAGACUGGAAUUAUCUAGUCCUCCAAAAAUAAACUCCUCACUCAAGUCAAGACCAAUGACACCGCCCUUGCUGCAUGUUACUCCAUUCCAUUGACAGCAAUCGCUACUUUGGUUCCAGUAAACCAAUUUUUUGGAUGUGGCUGGGUUGAAUAGAAGGCUGUCUUUCAAGUGAAGUAAUAAGAAUUGUUGAUGGUCAAGACGGUGGCAUGUUGCUACGUUGAUGAUGAUAUUCAAGUAUAUCAUGCACAAGGGUAUGAAGAUAUGGAAGAAGAUUUGAUGGAUUCUCAUUGCUAAUGAAUAACAAAGUGCUGACCAAAAAGUUUGAAAACUUAAAAGUCAGCAUUCAAUGUGGGGUGAUGUUAAUGGUCUCUGGCGAACUUAUUUAUAAGCUCUAAAUCACUUAUAUCUAAUUCUAAGGACAAUGAGUCUUGUAAACAAGGGGCUCCAUUACUUCAAGUUUGGACAAUGAAUCAUAAUGCAAUAUUAUUAUUUUGUAAUCAUGGUAAUGUCAGCUACGUG